GACUUGUCACUCCACUUCAUCUCUCAAUAGGUAAUAUCGAGCUUGUCAUCCUGUUACAUUGGCAAGCAACUUUGUUCCACAAAAUCUUCUCUCUCUGUUUUUUUGGGUCGCUAGGUUUUUGUGCUUUGUGCAAUCACAUCAUCGGUCAUGGCUUCAAACCAAGAACAGCCAUGGCUAUUAGAAAAUGGCAACCUCAAGGGCUUAAGUAAGGAGAACCGGACCGGUCGGACCGCGCACAACAUGUCAUCCUCUUCCCUGCGGAAGAAGUCUGACCUCACCCUUGUCUCCAAAAUUCCAUGCUCUCUCCUUAGACAGUUUUUGACGAAUUUGCAGGAGGUUAUGCUGGGGACAAAACUCUCCGUUUUAUUCCCAGCCAUCCCACUGGCAAUUGUGGCUCAGUGUUUUGGUUUUGCAAGACCUUGGGUGUUUGCGCUGAGCUUAAUUGGGCUUAUGCCACUGGCAGAACGGGUCAGCUUUCUGACUGAGCAAAUUUCUUUUUACACCGGUCCAACAGUGGGAGGGCUUCUAAAUGCGACAUGUGGAAAUGCCACGGAGCUAAUUAUUGCAAUCUUUGCUCUAGCUCAACAUAAGAUAGCAGUUGUGAAGUACUCUCUGCUGGGGUCCAUUCUCUCAAACCUUCUCUUAGUCCUCGGCACUUCUCUCUUUUGCGGUGGCAUUGCCAACAUCAGAAGAGAACAGAAAUAUGACAGAAGACAAGCGGAUGUGAACUCCCUCAUGUUGCUGCUGGCACUUUUGUGUCACUUGCUGCCAAUGCUGUUCACGUUUGCUACAGGAGCCUCUGCUAGUGUGACAUCAGACCCUUCCCUCCAUUUGUCCAGAGCCAGCAGCAUUGUUAUGCUCAUAGCUUAUACUGCAUACAUUGUCUUCCAGUUGUGGACACACCGUGAAUUAUUUGAAGCUCAGGAGGAAUCGGACGAUGAUGGUGUUGUUUCGGAAGAAGCACCUGUGAUUGGAUUCUGGAGUGGGAUUGUGUGGCUGAUUGGAAUGACUGCAGUGAUUGCCUUGUUGUCUGAGUAUGUUGUGGGAACAAUUGAGGAAGCAUCAGAUUCUUGGGGCUUGUCUGUGAGCUUCAUCAGCAUAAUCUUGCUACCUAUUGUUGGCAAUGCAGCAGAACAUGCAGGAGCAGUCAUAUUCGCUUUCAAGAACAAGUUGGAUAUAACGUUGGGUGUUGCUUUGGGAUCUGCAACUCAAAUUGCCUUGUUUGUGGUUCCAUCGUGCGUGAUUAUUGCUUGGAUAAUGGGAAUUAACAUGGAUCUCAAUUUCAGUGUCAUUGAGACUGGCUCUUUAGCUUUAUCAAUCCUUGCUGUAGCCUUCACUUUACAGGAUGGUACUUCCCACUACCUCAAGGGAUUGGUUCUUCUGCUGUGCUACAUUAUUAUUGGAGCCUGCUUUUUUGUAACCGAAUCUCCCCUUCAUCACUCGAACAUCGUCAACGUGGGACUUAAAACAUCAAACGAAGCAGUUUUUGGAGCUUAAUUAAAAAUGUGUUUGGCCUUUCAAGGGCCACCUCCUGAGUAUUAUUACAGCCCUGCUGUUGUUGGCUGCAUGCCUUUGUUAUUCAUCAAAUUUGAUUGGUGCCAUAGCCGGUCCGAAAGCGAACAUUUUUCAUUGAUCUGCUUGUCCAGCAUGGGAUACUUGAUGAAAAGAGUUGGGUCUUGUUGAAGCUUGAUGAGGACAGGCUACAGAAUCAGUCAUAUAUG
Messenger RNA from Prunus avium (sweet cherry), 1721 nucleotides. RefSeq names its product vacuolar cation/proton exchanger 3-like. NCBI's taxonomy places the organism in Eukaryota, Viridiplantae, Streptophyta, Magnoliopsida, Rosales, Rosaceae. Gene Ontology annotation, cellular component: plant-type vacuole membrane. Gene Ontology annotation, molecular function: calcium:proton antiporter activity. The record is from RefSeq and is a predicted model, not a curated record. Gene Ontology annotation, biological process: calcium ion transmembrane transport; intracellular calcium ion homeostasis.